AUGUCUGCGACCCAGCGUGCUGAGAAGAGAAAAGUGGACCUCGAGCGUCGGAUCUUCAACCCUGAGUGGGAGAAGUACUUCUUCAUCGAGCGCUUUGGACAGGCCCAGUGCCUCAUAUGCUUGAAGACUUUGGCUGUCCUAAAAGAGUACAACGUGCGCCGCCACUGGGAGACAGAGCACCGCUCGUCAAACUUCGCGUCGAUGUCUGUCACCGAAAGGAAGGACGCCAUCGUUAGACUAUCAGGCAACUUGGAGAAACACAUUUCGCUCUUCUGCAAGCAAAAUGUUGAGGCUGAAAAGGUGACCCGCGCCAGUUAUGAAGUCUCCCGCAUCCUUGCUCGCCGAAUGAAGCCAUUCGCGGAUGGGGACUUCAUCAAGGAAUGCCUCCUCGCUGUAGUGGACUCCGUCUGUCCAGAGCAGCGUUCCGCCUUUGAGAAAGUGAACCUUUCGUCCCGCACCGUUCGUCGCCGCAUCGAGGAUAUGUCGGACAACGUGCACGACUCACUCAAAACACGCAGCUCAAAUUUCGUCGCCUUUUCCCUCGCUCUGGAUGAGAGCACCGACACAAAGGACACGGCCCAGCUGUCUGUUUUCAUCCGCGGCGUCACCGCUGACCUUCAAGUGUGUGAGGAAUUCCUCCAGCUUGUCCCGCUGCGCGACACCACCACUGGGCAAGACAUCUGCGACGCCGUGCUUCUGUGUGUUGAUCAGCACUCCCUGGACCUCUCCCGUCUUGUGUGUGUGACGACCGACGGUGCCCCGGCGAUGGUUGGUGAGAAGAAGGGCGCCGCUUCGCUGCUAGUGCGUCACUGUGAAGCCGCCGGGUACACUCAGCCCAUUAACAAGAUGCACUGCAUCAUCCACCAAGAGUCCCUGUGCGCUAAGUCUGCCAACCUCGUUGGUGUCAUGUCUGUCGUGGUGAAGGUCGUCAACUCCAUCCUCUCCCGCAGCCUUAACCAUCGUCAGUUCCAGGCACUGAUGGAUGAGGUGAACGUGCACUACAACGACCUGCUCUACUUCUGUGAGGUACGCUGGCUGAGUCGAGGGGCCAUGCUGUCUCAGGUGUGCGACCUUCAGCAGGAGAUUGCCACCUUUCUACGUCAGAAGAACCUUCCCCACGCUGAUCAGUUCUCUGAUCCGCGGUGGCUAGCUCGCCUGGCCCUGCUCACGGACAUCACGGCGCACCUGAACACCCUGAACGUGAAGCUGCAAGGCAAAGACAUUCUCGUGACAGACAUGUACGCGCACAUCACUGCCUUCGAGGUUAAACUGCGCUUGUGGAAGGCUGAAUUGGCUUCUGGUCAGUUUGUGCAUUUUCCUCGCCUUGCUGCAUGUGCCCCUGACGAUGUGGACCUGGGCACUUGUGUUAGUGUCGUCAACUCUCUACGUGAGGAAUUUGCUUCCCGUUUUGCAGGAGUCAGGGUGCUGGCUGCAGACUUCAAGCUUUUCACUGCUCCCUUUGACUUCCCCGUGGAAGACGCCCCUGCCUCCCUGCAGAUGGAAUUGGUGGAGCUGCAGUGCAACGAUGAAAUGAAGGCGAAAUUCCGCAUCUCUUCUCCGUUGUCCUUCUUCCGCGACAUCGUUCUCCCUUCUAACAAUUUUCAAAAAUACAUUGCGCAUGUCCAACGCAUUGUGGCCAUGUUCGGCAGCACCUACUGCUGUGAACAGCUCCUCUCAAAAAUGAGAUACACGAAGUCUCACCUUCGCUCCCAACUCUCGGACCGCCACCUCAAUGACAUUCUUCUGUUGUCUACCUCAACCAUCAAGCCAGACAUGGAAAUGCUUCUUCAUGGCAAACAGCACCAGCAGUCUCAUUGA
Messenger RNA from Portunus trituberculatus (swimming crab), 1818 nucleotides. RefSeq names its product general transcription factor II-I repeat domain-containing protein 2-like. The transcript has a single exon. The coding region runs from base 1 to 1818 and encodes 605 amino acids. The record is from RefSeq and is a predicted model, not a curated record. Lineage: Eukaryota; Metazoa; Arthropoda; Malacostraca; Decapoda; Portunidae.